UGUUAGUUAAUGUCAUGACUGCAGCAUCAAUGGCCAACCUCACACUCCAAACAAUGAGGCAGAAUGAAAUCAAUCCGAGGUGCCCAGGUGUGACACACACACACACACACACACACACACACACACACACACAGCCACCAGUGACCCAGCUGCACAAUGGUAUUCUUGACAAAUAGUAUUGCCACAGGCAGGGGAGAGUCCAAAGGGAGAGAGGUGAGCUCUGGUUUAAGAGCUGGUGGUUUAUUAACACAUCUUUUAACAAGGUUUCGACAUUGUGCAAGACGGAGGCCGUCUUCUCUUUUCCGGUCUGUCCAGUUUUUUUGUUUCUUAUCUUCCAAGAAAGGCAGAAAGCAGGUUGUCUUCAGUCAAGCAUUUGGAUCCGUACACUCAAAGGGGGAUUGUUGCAGCUUCUAUCCGACGUUCUGCCAGUGAGAUCGUGCACAGACGAGUUUGCAGGGAAGGAUGAGCGGUUUCCUGUACUUCAUCCUGCCGGCUCUGGGUGGAUACACUCUCAGCUCCUUGUACCUGCUGAAGAACCCCCACAUUCUCCACAGGAAGAAACACUGCGCUUUUUACUGCACACACAUCUCACACAGAGGAGGAAGUGGAGAGAGGAUAGAGAGCACGAUGGAGGCGUUCACACAUGCGGUGGAGCAGGGCACACAGAUGCUGGAGUUGGACUGUCACUUAACCCGUGAUGGACAUGUGGUGGUGUCACAUGAUGAGAAUCUGCUGAGACAGACUGGCCACGACGUCACCAUCUCCUCACUCAACCUCCAGGAUUUGCCUCUGUACAAAGAGAGACUGGAGGUGACCUUUUAUUCAGGUCACUACAGCAGCGGUGCAGACAGGAAGUUUUCUCUGCUGGAGGACGUGUUCAGGAAGUUCCCUGAGAUGCCUGUUAGCGUUGAGAUCAAAGAGAACAACAGCCAGCUGAUGGAAAAGGUGUCUAACUUGGUGAGGCACUACAACAGAGAGGACAUCACCGUCUGGGCCUCAGUGAGGUCCAGGAUCAUGAAGGAAUGCCGCAGAACGAACGGCUCCAUGCCAUACAGCUUCUCGGAGAGCCGAUGUGUGCUGCUCCUGCUUCUCUUCUACAGCGGCCUGCUGCCCUUCCUGCCGCUGGGAGAGAGCUUACUGCAGUUCUACCUGCCGCGCAUCAUCAACAGGACGUUCAUUCCCGAGAAGGGCAUCCUGAGGAACAAGCUGGUCAUCUCUUUGUUAGAAAGAGUAACAAUGAGGAAGAGUCUGUUUAACCACCUCGCAGCUCGGGGAAUUCAGGUGCAUUUGUUUGUGUGCAAUAAAGACGACGACAUAAAGGCUGCAUUUGAAGUCGGGGCCACAGGGGUGAUGAGCGACUACCCGACUCUUCUGUCCCGCUACCUCCGCAGAAGCCCGAGUCAGGAUUGAACCCAAACACGCCCUGACAUCGCAACAACAGGCAAUCACUACGCAGCUUUCUGAUGAGGAUUGUGUAAAGAAAAGACUGUGAAAGAGAAGUAAAUACCAGAAGUGUGAGAAUAAUUUCCUCCUCCGUGACAAGAUCAGUGGAGAAGUUGUCGGUCUGUUCAACGGCGUGCAGUGGGAACCAAACUGUCAUGCAGCUCUUCAGCAGAUACAAUGAUCUGCUAUCCGUUCCUCUAUGGCCUCAGUGUGUCCAACACAGCCCCGAGUCAACGGCAAUGCUGUCGGGAGGAAUCUUUCCCUUUUAUUAGUG
This is a messenger RNA of Cyclopterus lumpus (lumpfish), 1717 nucleotides long. RefSeq names its product glycerophosphodiester phosphodiesterase domain containing 3a (gene gdpd3a). The transcript has 10 exons. Gene Ontology annotation, biological process: glycerophospholipid catabolic process. Gene Ontology annotation, cellular component: endoplasmic reticulum membrane. Gene Ontology annotation, molecular function: phosphoric diester hydrolase activity; phosphatidylcholine lysophospholipase A1 activity. The record is from RefSeq and is a predicted model, not a curated record. Bases 463 to 1410 code for a protein of 315 amino acids. Lineage: Eukaryota; Metazoa; Chordata; Actinopteri; Perciformes; Cyclopteridae.